AUGGCUACUUAUGUCACAACCAUAAUGGCCCAAUGUAUUGUUCGCAGUCUAUCGUGGCUAGCUCCUUCAUUUUACUGUAGCCACUGGACAUUGCUACAUCACACCUUCAUGGAAUCGGGGUCGCCCAACCUCGACAAGGCCGUACCCGAAACCCCAAAGACGCCAGAGAUGCGCAACGACAGCUUCGAUGCCAACAUGCCAUCAGGCGAUGUGGACUUGACGGGCAGGAAGACACGAGGCAGUAUCGCCAGUGACAGCUCAGAAGAACCCUUGGACUCUCUUGUUGGCAGUCCAACUUUGCCCUACCUCUGUUACGGUCGCAGGCGGAGCUCAUUUAUCAGCCCCUUCCAAAUAAACAAAGCUCGCUACCUCUUGAGCUUCGCCGAUGCCGAAACUGCACAGGAAUGGUGGACAUUGAUGCAAUCUGAGUAUCCCGAUACCUUGCGCGAAAGUCCCAACCUCUUCUCGUUCAAGAACGACCGUACGCCCAUCAAAGCAUGGGAGAACCCUAGGUUUGCGCAUUUGAGAGACAGGUGGUCAUAUCGCCAGACCGACGGAAAGGACGACAAAACUUCGCAUCAGCAAUUGGUAUCAUCGCAUAGACGUGUUCCAUCUGCCCGUACACCUCUGAUGCCAACAUUGAGCGAGGGUCAUGUUUUUGGAGGAUUUGAGAGACUCGAAGAUCCCUUUACCCCAGCAGGCGCAAGCAACAUGGAGUUUGCCCAGCUGAAUCUGGCCUCGGAUCACAUUCAGAAGUCUGUCAGCCAGUCGACCUUACAGCUAGAUGCGCUGCUCGAAGGUCAACAAGCCAGUGCCAGAGGCUUUCAGAAGUUGUCUGCAACGAUAGAGCGCAUGACACAGCAAAUGGAAGCGCUAGCUCGCAGACAGCAAGACCACGAGAUAGUACUGCGCGAGCUGACGGCAGCUGCCACGGCGAACAAUGCCGCCAGCGAUGUCCAGUACCGACACCAGCAAGCAGCCGCCCUACAGUCUCUCCAGUCCGUCAUUGAGGAAACCUGUUCGCGUGUACAAGAGCUCUAUCUCAAACCUCCUCCCACCCCAGGUCCCAAUCACGAAAUCUUGCAUGAAUUGCAGGAAGAGGUAUCGCAAACUUCAACACUGCUGAGAGAUCUCUACAAUCGCCCGCUACCAGAUAACGACCCUUUUCAACCAGAAGUUUUGCAAACCAUACAGAAACAGCUCUUGCAAAACACAAAGGCCAUUCGCGCAUUGACAGAUCGUCCAGAACCUGCUUCCAACACAGAAACACUUCAGAAGUUGCACAAGGAAGCAUCACAGACCACGGCUAUAUUGCGCGGAAUCACAGACCGACUAGCCGCAACAGAGGCACCAGCACCAAUAGCACCAAACACAGAUCUGCUCCAGAAGCUCCAAAAGGACAUGACUAAGAACACGACACUCCUCCAGACAAUUGCGAGCAAUCAGGAAACUUCGAGCAAACAACUCUCGACCCUCAAAUCCACUCUCGACACCACCCUCUCAAAUCAGAAACUACUCACCACGCAACUGAAGCAAACCCACGCGCUAGCAGAGACAACCCAAGCCUCGAUAUCUCAUCUUGCCUCUGCUCAAGACACCAGGUUCUCUGCCUUGGAAGUCAAAAUCGACAAGCAAAUGCAGCAAAUGAAGAAGAACUUUUCAGUGCAGCUCGAUAAACAGCAAGAAAUCUUCAAAGGCCAGCUUGACGAGAUUCUCGGAGCGGUGAAGGGGAGAAAUGUGGUUAGAAGUGCUGAGUGCGGGCAUGGAGAGGUUCUACCACCGCCAAAGAAGCUCGAUAGGAGAAUUGUUGGUUAUGUUUACGCGAAAGAGUGA
Molecule: messenger RNA, 1833 nt
Organism: Aureobasidium melanogenum CBS 110374
Lineage: Eukaryota; Fungi; Ascomycota; Dothideomycetes; Dothideales; Saccotheciaceae
Exons: 2
Coding region: 1-1833 (610 amino acids)
Source: RefSeq, a predicted model, not a curated record